AUGACCGCUGUGCAUGGCGAUGGCGAUGAUACUGCUUUGCGGAGGUCUGCACCACCACCAUCAGUCUGUGUCAUCGGUGCAGGUGCAGCUGGUUUGGCAGCUAGUCGGUGUCUCCGGGACGAGGGGUGUCGAGUGACGGUUCUCGAAAAGUCACACGAUGUCGGAGGGGUGUGGAGGUACAAGCCGGAGCCGGAAGCUCGGGCUCCAAUGUGUAAACGGGUGUUGUAG
Molecule: messenger RNA, 228 nt
Organism: Ectocarpus siliculosus
Lineage: Eukaryota; Phaeophyceae; Ectocarpales; Ectocarpaceae
Source: the annotation of a GenBank genome assembly